AAUGACUAGUGUGACGUGUUGUUUAUAUGCAUUAGAACUUUCCAACUGCAAAAUAACAAAAAAUAAUUAAACAAAAACUUUACAACUAUGAAGUUUUAUUACCUAGUGAUAUUAAUGGCGCUUUUGCCAUUGGCGAUGGCCAAGAAAUCUAAGGAGAAACCUGACUGGGCUAAGAAGGAUAUACGUGAUUUUACAGAUGCCGAUAUGGAGCGGCUUCUAGAUCAAUGGGAGGAAGAUGAAGAACCAUUGGAACCCGAUGAGUUACCUGAACAUUUGCGACCACAACCACAGUUGGACCUAUCCAAAUUGAACACAGCCAAUCCUGAGGAAUUGUUGAAAGUCUCGAAAAAGGGCCGGACCCUUAUGACUUUUGUCUCCGUCGAUGGCAAUCCGACACGCGAAGAAGCUGAGACCUUAACAAAAUUAUGGCAAACCAGUCUGUGGAAUAAUCACAUACAAGCCGAACGAUACAUGGUCGAUGAUGAUAGAGCCAUAUUCCUGUUUAAAGAUGGUUCACAGGCCUGGGAGGCAAAGGACUAUUUGGUGCAACAGGAACGUUGUAAGGGCGUGACAAUUGAAAAUAAAGAAUAUCCCGGAGAGUACUCCAAGAAAGACGAAUUAUAGAGGGGAUAAGCAGCUAAGAAAUACCUCAAGACAUUUGUAAAUUUUUUUCCAAUCUCAUGCAUUUUUCGCCAAUAGUAUUUAGUUAUUUUGUAAAAAAGAAAGUAGUAUUUUAUGUGAAUAAAACAUAUGAACAAA
Messenger RNA from Musca domestica (house fly), 759 nucleotides. It is a transcript of the gene boca, whose product is annotated as LDLR chaperone boca. The transcript has 2 exons. Gene Ontology annotation, biological process: protein folding. Bases 88 to 624 code for a protein of 178 amino acids. The record is from RefSeq and is a predicted model, not a curated record. Lineage: Eukaryota; Metazoa; Arthropoda; Insecta; Diptera; Muscidae.